AUGGAGUCGUUUUUAGGCACACUCGGUCUGCUCACCACGUGUCUCCUUCAGGCAGCUUAUUGGAACGCCUUCCAAGAAGCUUCUUCGCCCUAUACCCGGAGCAGCAUCUCUACAGCUCCCUUCUCCUGCUCCCUCCUCUCCUCCCUCCUCUGGACGGCCUACGCCCUCCCUAUAGUCACACCCCGCCGCAUUCUCUUCCUGCUCGCGCACGUCCUACAGUCACUCUCCCUCUCCGCCCUCCUCCUCCCCCUCAUCUCCUCUGACUCCUCCACCCACACCCUGCGCCUGCGGCAGGUGCUGCAACUGCUGCUACCAGCCUCUGGCCUUUCCAUCCUGGUGCUCUUCCUCGGAUCCUUCUUCGCACCUUCUUCACUCGUCAUCGGAUGGACUGCCUCAGCUGCUGCGGCUCUCCUGCUCGCCUCUCAGCCCCUUUCCCGCAUGCUCAGCCUGCUGGACACAGCAGCAUCGGCACAGCCAUCACACCUCUUCCUCAGCUGCUCAGCUCUUGCAUCUGCAUGCACAUGGGCCGCCUUUGGCUUCGCUGCUCAAGACCACUUUAUCGCCGUGCCAUAUGUGCUGGUGGCAGUGCUUGAAGCCCUCUUUCUCGCCCUUUCCACAUUCCUGGGAGCGGCCAGCAGUGCAGCGUCACAGCAGAGGGCAGCCGAGGGGUAUGAGCUGGUUGCCCCCACAGCGUCAGAAUCAGGCCUCACAGAGCAAUCCCUGUGA
Closterium sp. Naga37s-1 is the source of this 726-nucleotide messenger RNA. Lineage: Eukaryota; Viridiplantae; Streptophyta; Zygnematophyceae; Desmidiales; Closteriaceae. The record is from the annotation of a GenBank genome assembly.